GCCCGGUCGGGCUCGGUCCGGCGGCCGCGGCCAUGACGCAGGGUCCGGGCGGGCGCGCGCCCCCCGCGCCCCCCGCACCCCCGGAACCGGAGGCGCCCACCACCUUUUGCGCGCUGCUGCCUCGCAUGCCGCAGUGGAAGUUCGCGGCCCCCGCUGGUUUCCUGAACCGCGGCCCCGCUGCGGCGCGGGCGGCGGGGGGCGCGGGGGCCGCCGACCCGGAGCCCGAGCCGGUCAGCCCGGCCGGCGUCCCGGCGCUGGCGGCCGCGGUCCUGGGCGCCUGCGAGCCGCGCUGCGCCGCGCCCUGCCCGCUGCCUGCGCUCAGCCGCUGCCGGGCCGCCGGGGUGCGGGGACCGCGGGGCGCUCGGGGGGCGACCGGGCCCCCGGAUGCCCCCGCUGACGAGUGGAUCCGCAAAGGCAGCUUCAUCCACAAGCCAGCGCACGGUUGGCUACACCCGGACGCCAGGGUUCUGGGGCCCGGGGUCUCCUACGUCGUUAGGUACAUGGGCUGCAUCGAGGUGCUCCGUUCCAUGCGCUCCCUGGACUUCAGCACACGCACCCAGGUCACCAGGGAAGCCAUCAACCGGCUCCAUGAGGCGGUGCCUGGCGUCCGGGGCUCCUGGAAGAAGAAGGCCCCCAACAAGGCCCUGGCCUCAAUCUUGGGCAAGAGCAACCUGCGCUUCGCGGGCAUGAGCAUUGCGGUCAGCAUCUCCAUCGACGGCCUCAACCUCUCGGUGCCCGCCACGCGCCAGAUCAUCGCCAAUCAUCACAUGCAGUCCAUCUCCUUCGCGUCCGGUGGUGACACGGACAUGGCGGAUUAUGUGGCCUACGUGGCCAAGGACCCCAUCAACCAGAGAGCCUGUCACAUCCUGGAGUGCUGUGAGGGCCUUGCCCAGAGCGUCAUCAGCACCGUGGGCCAAGCCUUCGAGCUGCGCUUCAAACAGUACCUGCACAGCCCCCCCAGGGUCGUCGUCCCCCCGGAAAGGCUGACCGGGAUGGAGGACUCGGCCUGGGGGGACGACGAGGAGGUGGAACACAACUACUACAACAGCCUCCCUGGGAAGGAGCCGCCCCCGGGAGGGCUGGUGGACUCCAGGCUCGCCCUCACACAGCCCUGUGCCCUGGGGGUCCUCGGUGCCCUUGGCCAGGGAGCCUCUCCUGCUCGAAGAGACACCCGCGGCCUGCAGUGGGAUGUAGGCCCCUCAGUCCCAGCCCAGCCCGGGGAUGGCUAUGUGCAGGCGGACGCCCGGGGCCCCCGAGACUACGAGGACCAUCUGUAUGUCAACACGCAGGGUCUGGACGACCCUGAGUCCCUGCGGCCCGAGGACAGCCCCAAGAAGGAUCUGUUCGACAUGCGACCCUUCGAGGAUGCCCUGAGGCUGCAUGAGUGCUCUGUGGCGGCUGGCUCGGUGGCAGCCCCCCUUCCCGUGGAGGAUCAGUGGCCCAGCCCCCCGACCCGCCGGGCCCCCAUCGCCCCCACGGAGGAGCAGCUGCGUCAGGAGCCCUGGUACCAUGGCCAGAUGAGCCGUCGGGCGGCGGAGAAACUGCUUCGGGCGGAUGGGGACUUCCUCGUGCGGGACAGCGUCACCAAUCCUGGGCAGUACGUCCUCACCGGCAUGCACGGGGGGCAGCCCAAGCACCUGCUGCUGGUGGACCCUGAGGGCGUGGUGCGGACGAAGGACGUGCUCUUUGAGAGCAUCAGCCACCUGAUCGACUAUCACCUGCAGAAUGGGCAGCCCAUUGUAGCCGCUGAGAGUGAGCUGCACUUGCGAGGCGUCGUCAAGCGGGAGCCCUGAGCCAGGUGAUGGUUCUCAGCCUAUGGCUUCUGUCCCCGCUCCUCCGAUGCUCCUGUGGUGGCCUUAGGGGCCCCUCAGCCUUUCUCUGGACCCUGGUCAGGCCGGAACCGCCGCUGUCUCUCCUUCUCCACCUGGGUCUCAGGAGUCUUCCUUCUCUAGCUGGUCCUGGGGCUGGGAUGGGUCACCCUGGCCAGGACACGGGGUGCAUGACCCCUCUCUCUCACCCCUGCCUGCCGCCACCUUCACCUGGAGUGAAGAUGUAUGUACCAAAGACAGAACCUUUUCUCGCCUUUAAAGAAAAUAUAUCGAAAAGCAGCCAUCCGCCUUGGAGCCUGGCCCAGGUCCCCGAUGAGGCCAGGGGGCACCAUUUUCCUUCCUGGAGGGUCAUCAGCUCACCUCCUGGGGAAUGAAGGCUCCCAGCUCCCUGGCAUGCAGACGGGCUCCCGUCUCCGCUGGGCUCAGAUCUUCCACCUGAAAAAUCGGCGCAUAGUUGUCUUUUGGGGGUAGAAUUGAAGCGCUGUGGGUCCUCAGGCCGGGGCAGAUGAGGGUGUUGAAGUGGGUGAAAGCCUUGGGCUGAUGGGGUCAUCUGUCAGCUCCAUGCCCACUGACCCGGGAGGGGGUUGUUGUGAGGCCCCUCCCUCCCAGCUGUCAGCCUGGACUGGAUGCUUGGAAUCUGUUUGUAAUUAAACCUGGGAAUGACCGUG
Messenger RNA from Bubalus bubalis (water buffalo), 2497 nucleotides. RefSeq names its product SHC adaptor protein 2 (gene SHC2). Gene Ontology annotation, biological process: intracellular signal transduction; cell surface receptor protein tyrosine kinase signaling pathway. Lineage: Eukaryota; Metazoa; Chordata; Mammalia; Artiodactyla; Bovidae. The transcript has 13 exons. Gene Ontology annotation, cellular component: plasma membrane. Gene Ontology annotation, molecular function: receptor tyrosine kinase binding. The record is from RefSeq and is a predicted model, not a curated record. The coding region runs from base 33 to 1793 and encodes 586 amino acids.